AUGAAGUUCUUUGUCCUUGCCGCUCUCUUCAGCGCCGCCAGCGUGUCUGCUCUCCCAGCCCUCGCCAUCGACACCAGCCGCCAAUUUGACUGUCCUCCUCGCGUCUCGGACUACUGCCACGCUCCCAACAUUCACGGCGGCUGCUCCUUUGCUGGCAGCUUCUCGUCCUCGGACCCUACCACCUGCGGCGGCUGCUCGUGCUUCUAA
[Torrubiella] hemipterigena is the source of this 207-nucleotide messenger RNA. The record is from the annotation of a GenBank genome assembly. NCBI's taxonomy places the organism in Eukaryota, Fungi, Ascomycota, Sordariomycetes, Hypocreales, Clavicipitaceae.